CCGGCAUCUACGCCUCAGCCAUUUUGCACAUUUAGUUUGGGUCUGACGUUACAACCAGCGCCAUGGCUCUACAGAAAAGAACUAUUAAAAUAAUCGUUAUUACUGUGAUUACAUUACUUAUUAUUGGAGCUUUUCUGGGGAUCCUGCUGGGUCUCUUGUUACGAUCUGAUAAAGUUGUGUUGGAGGUAUGGCCGCGGGGAGCCGACGGGUCCAAGGAGCCAAAGAUCACGUAUAAAGUCAGCGAUAAUAGCACGUUUCUGCCGUGGGUACGCCGGAUCAAUGAUACUCUUAGUGAAUACAAUAAGAUACGCAUAGGAAGCAACGCCGGUAAACUUGUCAAGUGUGAUUACAACUCGAAGCUAAGCAAAGACCAGGUGUGCGACGUGGAUAUUAACCAGUUCUUCCCGUGCACUGCCGCUAACAAGUACAAUUACCAGAACGGCAAGCCCUGCGUCUUCUUGAAAUUUAAUAAGGUCCCAAACUGGAAGCCAAACCUGUACAACACCACGGACAGCCUGCCUGCAUCCAUGCCCAAUGACUUGAAGCAGGCCAUCAAACCAAAGUCCGGCCAACCCGAUAUGAACGAGGUGUGGGUGUCCUGCGAGGGUGUCUCCGAAGCUGACAAGAACAACAUUGGAUCCAUGCAGUACAUCCCGAGCCCUGCCCACGGCUUCCCGUCGUACUACUUCCCUUACACGAAGCAGGAGGCCUAUCUCAGUCCGCUGGUCGUCGUGAUGUUCGAAAACCCUACUUUGGACACGGCCAUCAACGUGCUGUGUAAGGCGUGGGCGAAGAACAUCGUCGAGGGCAGCGAGCAGGUCUCGGCCCGCUUCCAGCUGAAGGUGGACACCUAGAUGCAGAACACCAAAGAAGGGAGUCGCCAUAGUUGUCGAACGUAAGGCCGUGGCUCGU
Messenger RNA from Cydia strobilella, 912 nucleotides. RefSeq names its product sodium/potassium-transporting ATPase subunit beta-2-like. The record is from RefSeq and is a predicted model, not a curated record. Bases 63 to 854 code for a protein of 263 amino acids. Gene Ontology annotation, biological process: intracellular sodium ion homeostasis; potassium ion import across plasma membrane; sodium ion export across plasma membrane. Gene Ontology annotation, molecular function: ATPase activator activity. The transcript has 7 exons. Lineage: Eukaryota; Metazoa; Arthropoda; Insecta; Lepidoptera; Tortricidae. Gene Ontology annotation, cellular component: sodium:potassium-exchanging ATPase complex.